This is a messenger RNA of Archocentrus centrarchus (flier cichlid), 1193 nucleotides long. RefSeq names its product jacalin-related lectin 34. The record is from RefSeq and is a predicted model, not a curated record. The transcript has 2 exons. NCBI's taxonomy places the organism in Eukaryota, Metazoa, Chordata, Actinopteri, Cichliformes, Cichlidae. The coding region runs from base 115 to 945 and encodes 276 amino acids.
GUUGGAAGGAGAUCUUUCAGAGCAACUGAAAAUACAUCUUUUUUUUUUUUUUGAGCAGCAGAAAAAUUUCUGCAGCAUCUUUGGUACAUCUCUGACUCAUUGGUUCUUUCCAGCAUGGAGAUAUUGUCUCUGGGAAUUUUCAUACUGGCUUUGCUGGUGCAGUCUCCAGGAAUUACACUUGCUGACACCUCGGCCAACACACCUACGACUGACAUUCCAGACAACACAACUACAACUGACAUUCCAGACAACACAACUACAACUGACAUUCCAGACAACACAACUACAACUGACAUCCCAGGCAACACAACUACGACUGACAUUCCAGACAACACAACUACGACUGACAUCCCAGGAAACGCAACUACGACUGGCAAGUCGGCUGACACGGGUACGACUGGCACCUCAGCCAACACCGGAACGACUGGCACCUCAGCCAACACGGGUACGACUGGCACCUCGGCCAACACCGGUACGACUGGCACCUCGGCCAACACGGGUACGACUGGCACCUCGGCCAACACCGGUACGACUGGCAGCUCGGCCAACACGGGUACGACUGGCACCUCAGCCAACACAGGUACGACUGGCACCUCAGCCAACACAGGUACGACAGGCACCUCAGCCAACACGGGUACGACUGGCACCUCGGCCAACACCGGUAGGACUGGCAGCUCGGCCAACACGGGUACGACUGGCACCUCGGCCAACACGGGUACGACUGGCACCUCGGCCACCACCACUGCAGCCGGUACUCCAGCCACCAACGCUACAAAUGCCACUCAAAGCAUCCCAAGUAAUAUGACCACCACAGUGACUACAUACAGCAGCUCAUCCACUACAAAAAGUGCUACCACCACAGGAAAUGGAGCCUCAGCACUGAAAGCUUCUGUACUUUUUCCCAUUUUUCCACUCUUGCUCUACAUGCUCUGUUUUUUUUUUUAGUUUAUAAAGACUAAAUUAACUAAAUGUAGAUAACACUAAUCAUGGGAAUGAAGGACAGCAUCAAAGCUACAUCCUGAGCCUUUUAUGUGUGGUACACAAAAUAUAUAGAGACUAAUCUUAAUUUAACAAUAUGCUAUACAUACAAUAUCAGAAUGUAAAGAAAAAGGGAGCCAUUGUUCUGCUGUUUAUUGGUACAAUUUGGGGAAAAAAUUCUAUUUAUAUAUUUGUAAAAGAUUAGGAGGAAAAGG